UACUUGGAGUAUUUGAAAAAGUACCCUUUGUUAACGAAGUCUGUUACUGCUGCUGUGUUGGCUGUUUUGAAUGAAACGAUUGCAACUACUAUAUCCAAGGAUUUCAGAAUCUCAAGAGUGUUGAAUCAAAAGAUAAAGCAUCCAUUUUCCAUAAAGAUUCCAUUAAUGGCACUUUUCGCAUUUGCCAUUAAUGCUCCAGUAUCACAUUAUGGGUUUUUGUUUUUGAAUAAAUUGUUCAAAGGUCCUUUAUCAAAGCGUGAUAAAAUAUUACAAAUCUUGACCAUGUUGAUGACAGUAACCCCAAUCCAAUGCUCUUUGAUCGUGUCAUUUAUAUCAUUGAUCAAUAUGAGACCUCCAAUUCAAUCACUAUCUACUGAUGAGAUCAAAAGAACUUUAUCCAGUGUUAAAACUUCAUUAAAAGCUUCUUUGUUAAAUGUUUUGAAAUCAUCUUGGGUCACAACUCCUAUUGUUUUAACUAUUGCUCAAAAUUAUAUUCAUCCAGAUAUGUGGGCCGUCUUUACAAAUAUUGUUUACUUCUUUUUGGGUACUGGUCAAAACACUUUCUUGAAG
Messenger RNA from Hansenula anomala, 570 nucleotides. Its product is annotated as Mpv17/PMP22 family protein. The transcript has a single exon. The annotation marks the transcript as partial. Gene Ontology annotation, cellular component: membrane; cytoplasm. NCBI's taxonomy places the organism in Eukaryota, Fungi, Ascomycota, Saccharomycetes, Phaffomycetales, Wickerhamomycetaceae. The record is from RefSeq and is a predicted model, not a curated record.